AUGUCUCUUGCAAAGAACAGCAACCUAGACUCCAAGCGCAGACGGUUCCAACCGCCUAUUACAACUUUCUUCUCCCCUGUGUCCGACUCGAAUGGCACAGACGCUGCAUGCACCCCCCAUCUUUCUCACAACCACUAUGCCGCCGUUACCCAUUCUGCCACCCCCGUUCUCCCCGCCAGAAUCCAGUCCUCUCUCCUCUCCGUCGGCAUGCGCGUCCGCAAAUCAAUCGCUGAAGGCUACAAGACGAAGGGUGUGAAGAUGUUCGAUGCACCUACCAGUACCAUCACCCUCUCCACAAAGCAGGAACAUUCCACCGGUAGAGGCUGCCCCACCAUCCGCGCGGAACUGGAUCCUUUCUGCGGUCUCUCCAAAUCAGGCGACUACACCAUCAAACCUCACUCUGAUCCGGCCUAUCGGCUGUCCCACACAGGGGACCAUAACGUCGACAUCGUCACCGACGAUGGUGAUGCCUUCUCGCUUCCUCCCAGCAGUCAGGAGUCUGUUUACUCGGCCAACAAUAGCCAUAAACGAUCCUAUGUCCCUGAUGAUGUGGAUGAAUACGCCAGUGACUUUGAGCAUAUCAUGUUCGCGACUCCAGACCCCGUAUCUGGUCGAACCAUCCUCUGUCCGAGCCUGAAACACCAACGGCGACGAUUCGUUGCGUUACAAAACCAAGCCAAGAGCACAGUUCAACAGAGGACUAUGGAAGUCGAUGAUUUCGAAGAGCCAUUGUUCCUUCGUAGGCGGGAAGAGGUUGAUAACGAUUACGUGCCUGGUCGAAUUGGUGGUUAUGAGGUUGAAAUGGGAGGGGCAUGA
Molecule: messenger RNA, 816 nt
Organism: Aspergillus thermomutatus
Lineage: Eukaryota; Fungi; Ascomycota; Eurotiomycetes; Eurotiales; Aspergillaceae
Exons: 1
Coding region: 1-816 (271 amino acids)
Cellular component (GO): cytoplasm; nucleus
Molecular function (GO): ribonucleoside-diphosphate reductase inhibitor activity
Source: RefSeq, a predicted model, not a curated record